Messenger RNA from Hepatospora eriocheir, 207 nucleotides. The record is from the annotation of a GenBank genome assembly. NCBI's taxonomy places the organism in Eukaryota, Fungi, Microsporidia, Hepatosporidae.
AUGAAUAAUGAUGAUGAUGCUUUUACUACUGGAUCACUAUCAUGCAAACAUAAUUGUAAUAUAGCUAAUAGUACAUUUGGAUCUUUCUGUAUCUUAUUAAGUUCACUUUCUGCUCUUAUUCUAACAUUUUCUAUUGGACUAAGUGUGUGUAAAAAUAAUUCUCUUAAUUGUGAUUCCAUGGGUUUAAAAUUUAAAAAUUUUUCUUAA